CGCAUUAAUAGUAGGGCAAUCAUUAUCGAGAUGGUUAUAGGGAUACAGCGAAGAAUGCAUAGAAAUUAUUAGUAAAUAAUAUUCACUAACAUGUUAAAUAAACAUUAUUAUUUAAAAAUUGAAUUUAAAAGCUUCCAUUUAAAAACAACAUCAGUAUGUGAUUUUAUAAAUAUAAAAAGUCUUUUAAUUUGAAAGAACUUUUAUGAUGAAGAAACUAUAAGAGAAGUAGUAAAUUUUUUGUCUGAAAUUUUUUGAGGAAAGGGUUGACUUUGAAAGAAAAAAUAUUAGAGCAAGAAAAAAUUAUACAACAAAUUUUAGUUCAAAAAAUUCCAAAAUGUAUCGGACUAAUGAAUUAAAUAAACUCAACAACGAUAUUGAUCAGGAUGAAACAUAUGAAUUUACGGGUGCAACAUUAAAAAUUUCCACUGAUGACACUAAUCAAGAUGUAUCAACGUUACGGUAUCGAAAUAAUACACGUAAAGAUGAUGGAAUAAUGGAAAAAAGCGCAAUUUUAAGUGGUUCUGAUAUUUCGUCACCACCUCCAAUGCUUGAAGAUGAUUAUUAUGAUAGCAUUGGUGCAGAAGAUGAAAAGAAAGAAUCAACACCAUUGAAACCAGAUGCAGCCACUCAAGCCCCUGAAACUUUUUUCGCAUUUCGCAAUGGUCAAUUUCAGAAGACCGUCGAUGAUUGUGUUCAAACACUAUUGAGACCAACUAAUGACACUCAAGUUUUAGGAAGUUGGUUACUUACAGAAGUUAGUCACUGGGAUACUGAAAAAGAGAGAGUUUUCAUUUUAACGUCGAAAUCAUUAUUACAAGUUAAAUAUGAUUUUAUUGCAUUGAAAAUUCUUCAACACAAUAAAGUACGUUUAGAACAAAUUGAUACUGUACUUAAGGGCAAAUUGGCAUAUCCAGUACAAUCAUUAGUACCAAGAAUUGAAGGUAUCACAAAUGGUGUUGCAUCUUUCAUAAGUGGAAGCAUUUUUGGUUUCAAAAAAAAUGCAACCGACCGAAAUUAUAUGGAUACGAGACCAAAUCAACCAAAAACAGCAAUUGCAAAUAGAUUUGAUUUUUCAGGUUUCAGACCAGUAGAAAGAAAAGAUUUUGGUGUUCGAGUGUUAUGGAACCGUGGGCAACCACUGUCACUAUUAAGUUCAUGGAAUCCUUUUGCCGAUGAUAUUCCAUGGGUUACAAUUAAAGAUCAUCCUUUAUAUAAUUCCUUAGAACAAGCGUCUUCACUUCAACCUUCGAGUGAAUUAGACAAAUUACGAAAUAUUUAUUCAGUUGAAUCAUUAUAUAAUAAAUUAAUAGCAGUAUUUUCUGCCUCAAAUCCAGAUAGUGUAAAUUUCAAUUGUUGCUUUGAAGAUUGUCCAAUUUUAAUGGAAAAUUAUGUUGGAAUUGGUGCUGUGAUUCAUAAUAAAAACAAUUUUGGAUUUUUUAAAUGUCGAGGAAAAUUUAGUUUUUAAAAUUCAAAUCAUAUUUUAUAUAAGUACUACAUAUUUUUUAAAAUUAAGUUUUUCAAUUAAAAUUGUUAUCAUAUUAUAUAACAUUUAAAUUAAUAUAUUAAUUUAAUAAGAGGAAACUAUUAAUCGUAUAAUAAUUACAUUAAUAAAUGUUUAAAUUAAAUAUCAAUUUGAACAUUGUAUAUUUAAGCUUGUUAUUUUUAAGAAAUUAUAAUUUUUUAAUUUUAGUAAUGCCCAUCUGAAAAAUUGUAUCAAAUUAGUCUCAUCUAUAUUAAUUUAAUUAUAAGGGGAGCUAAUUCAAUUUUAUUGAUAAAUUUGUGAUCUUCAAAAAAACUUAUGAUGAAAAUGGAAGUGAAUAGAAAUUUGUUAUUCAAUUAAAAAUUAAAUUAAAGUAUAUCAUUCAAGGUACAUUGGUGUUUUCAUUUUCCUAUUUGUCUUUCAUAUAAAAUAGAUAUAUUAAUUAUUAAUAUUAAUAUCAACUUAUUAUAACCACAAAAAACGCUGUAUAAAUUAAACCCAACUCAUACCAAGGCCGGGGAAUAGUGUGUUCAUAAACAUUUCUAACUUAUCAAAAAAUACAUAUUUAAAUUAUCAUGGCUGUCGCAGUUAAAACACCAUACCUGCUUUUAUUUUGUUUUACAUUUUCAAAGUAAAUUAAGCAUAAAAGUGAAUUAAUAUAAAGUAAAGGGUAAGAAAAUAUGAUUUUCAUAUGAUUUAUUAAAAUUUAUUUAUUUAGAGAAUUACUAGGAUGCGAAAAUGAUGAAAUGUAAAACGAAACAUAUGGACAAUAAAAUUUUCGUUCAUAAACACAUACGAGUACUGAAUUCAAAAUAGACGCAAUUUUGUCCGAGCAUCUAUCUUAUUUGAGCAUCUUUCAAAAGUAUAUUACAUAUGUAUCAGAUUAUUAUUUCGCAGUAUUGCAACUAUGAAAAACUCUAAUAUAUUAUUUAAUUUA
Molecule: messenger RNA, 2417 nt
Organism: Condylostylus longicornis
Lineage: Eukaryota; Metazoa; Arthropoda; Insecta; Diptera; Dolichopodidae
Product: tumor protein p63-regulated gene 1-like protein
Exons: 7
Coding region: 335-1465 (376 amino acids)
Cellular component (GO): cytoplasm
Source: RefSeq, a predicted model, not a curated record